AUGAAUUUCUACAUAUUUGAAGAAAGCAGUAGCCAAUGCUCGAUACCAUCAUCAACUCCCAACGUAUGUUCAUUUAUACAGAAACAAUGUGAUACAACUUAUUUCAAAAUUUCAGAACUAUAUUAUUGUUGCUUGACACCAUCGUUACCAAAUUUGUUGUUUAGCUCACUACUAAUAUUGGUUUUGCUAGUAGUCAUUCUAAUAUCACUUAGUAUAUUGGUGUCAAAUUAUUUAUUCCAAAAUCUACACAACUUGACCAAUGUGCUAGGGUUGAACAAUCAGAUAUUGUCGUUUAUAUUAAUUCCAUUAUCCAAUUCAUUACCAGACAUAUUAAACUAUUACAUUGCAUUAGAUUCGGGCUCCACCGAUUUGGUCAUAGGCCAACUAAUGGGGUCGCUACUAAUUAUGUUCACCAUUAUUAUCGGAUCAAUCAGUAUCUUGAAUCGAGGAUACAUAAUCGAACACCCAAAAAUUCUCAUGCUAGAUUUGGUGAUAGUGUUGAUUGUUUUGAUUUUGUUUCUGGAGAUACUAUCAGAUGGGAAAAUCACAAACUUGGAAUGUUGGAUAAUGAUCACGGGAUAUUUUCUAUACAUUUUGUUUUUGAUAUUUUUUGACAAAGAUAAACUAAAAGAAGUGGCAGAUGAAGAGCAGGUUUGGAUCGAAUACCAGAAUAAUGGGCUGUUUACUCAUCCUUACAAUAUUGAGGAUGCCAUAAGUAUUUUAUCUUCUAACGAUGAUGAAAUUGCCAGUUAUGGACCAGUCGUUUCAAGAUCACCGUCACCAUUACCUGAGCAUACCAGCUCCGCCAAUGACCCACUUUCCUUAUCAAUAAACUCAUUGUCGCCAAGAUCGUCAUCACCAUUAUAUGGACCCUCUGAAGUCGCAACAGAAGAAUCCCCAUUGUUAUUGGCAGUUCCUGGGAAAUUCCCCACCUCUAAAAUAUCGCCAUCUAUUCCAAUUAAUGAAGAUUCAGAUGACGAGAUUAUCAUCCAAAUUCCAUCACGGUCCAAAUCUUUUGUACAGCGAGCAUUCGAUUUAGUUGACUAUUUGUUCAUGACUUUUGUCCCAUACUAUAGAAAGAUAAAAUCUAAUUAUAGUAGAGCAAUAAUAUCAUGGUAUAUUAUCGAAACCAUCGCGGUUGUCAAUUAUCAGUUUUUUCAAUUCCCAUACAAAUACGUAAUACCGAUAUCGUACGUAAUUGCUGCAAUCUUGGUUUAUAUACAACUCACCAGCAACGUUCAGAUCGUUGCUAUUUCAAUGGCUGGAUUAACAGUGAGUUUAAUAAUUGUAUCGAAUUUAGCUAUAGUGACCUUGCAAUUAUUGAAAAAUCUUGGUGUAAUCUGGCAAAUUUCGGAUUAUUUAUUGGGCCUAAUUGUGUUUGCAAUUAGCAACUCCCUAAAUGACGGCAUCACAAAUAUAACCAUUUCGACCAAAAUAAACCCCAUAUUGGGGAUUAAUAGUUGUAUUGGCACCCCCUUAUUAAUCAUAUUGUUAGGUAUUGGUGGGAAUGGGUUGAUAGUUACCAGUAGGUCACAUAAGGAUAUUUGGUUCAGCUUGACGGACAAUGUUGUAAUUAGCGCUGGUGGAUUGAUUUUUAGCAUUUGUUGUUUAAUUAUUUAUUUGCCAUGGAAUGAUUAUCGAGUUGAUGCUAAGAUUGGUAAUUUCUUGUUGUUGUUAUACAUUAUCAUGACAGGUGUAGAAAUAUAUUUAGAAUAUUGA
Molecule: messenger RNA, 1719 nt
Organism: Candida dubliniensis CD36
Lineage: Eukaryota; Fungi; Ascomycota; Pichiomycetes; Serinales; Debaryomycetaceae
Exons: 1
Coding region: 1-1719 (572 amino acids)
Biological process (GO): monoatomic cation transport; intracellular calcium ion homeostasis; transmembrane transport
Cellular component (GO): membrane
Molecular function (GO): monoatomic cation transmembrane transporter activity
Source: RefSeq, a predicted model, not a curated record